Molecule: messenger RNA, 559 nt
Organism: Scylla paramamosain (green mud crab)
Lineage: Eukaryota; Metazoa; Arthropoda; Malacostraca; Decapoda; Portunidae
Product: probable E3 ubiquitin-protein ligase HERC4
Exons: 4
Coding region: 75-497 (140 amino acids)
Biological process (GO): protein polyubiquitination
Molecular function (GO): ubiquitin protein ligase activity
Source: RefSeq, a predicted model, not a curated record
GGUUGAACUGCGACGACUUUUACAUCCCAGAAAUUGCAGAGAAAAUUGAUAUUAGGAAUGAUUACUUGAACUGGAUGAACAGCAGGCUUCACCCGAUGUCCAGGAGGGAGAGUCCAAUCCUGUUGUGUGAGUAUCCAUUCUUGUUCAACCCUCAGGCCAAGAUGCUGCUGCUCAGGUGUGACGCCACUUGUCAGGGCGAAUAUUUCCCAGACCACCCGGUCAUACGCACAUUCUGGGAAGUAUUUCACAAACUCUCCCUGGAGCAGAAGAAGUGGUUUUUGAAGUUCCUGACAGGCACGGACAGGGUUCAUAUUCUGGGCAUGAAGGCACUCAAGUUGAUAUAUAAUCCAAAGCACAGCAGACGACAGCUUCCUUCCGGUCGCACACACCUGCAUCGCCCAACUCAACCUGCCAAGAUACAACACCUCCUUCCGGUCGCACACACCUGCAUCGCCCAACUCAACCUGCCAAGAUACACAACACCAAAGAGAAGCUGAAAUACAAACUUCUCCAGGCCAGACAGCAGAGUGAAGGGUUCAGCCUGGUGUGAGGGGGUCAG